AUGCGGGGUGGCUGGGACUCGUCUUUGCUGUCUUCAUCAUCAUGCUGUUCAGACACCUCAAACUCUUCUGAUAGCAGCGACGGUGAAAAUGCAGCAGCAGCAGCAGCAGCAGCAAAUGUGCAGCAGCAGCAGCAGCUGCAUGCUCACCCUCAUCACCUUCAUCAACACCAUAUUCUGCAGCAGCAGCAUUUGCUGCAGCAGCAGCAUUUGCAGCAGCACCCUUUGCAGCAGCAGCAGCAGAUGCACCACCCGUCACUGCACCCACAGCAGCAGCAGCAAAUGCAGCAGCAGUUGCAGCGGCAGGUGCAGAUGCAGCAGCAUCUGCCGCUUGAGCAUGCGCCUGAGCAGCAGCAGCAGCAGCAGCAGCAGCAGCAGCAGCAGCAGCAACGAGGCGGCCGACCCCGGGCUUCAAGAAGAGGCAGAGGCGGAGGGAGACGCGGCAGCAGCAAGGCAAAGGCGGGACCUCCUAGCAGCAGCAGCAGCAGCAGCGGCAGCAGCAAUGGCAGCCGGAGCAACGGCAGCAGCAACGGCAGCAGCAGCACUCCGCAUAUGGUGGCGGAAGCUGCUGGUGCUGUUGCUGCUGUUCACCAAAUGCAGCAGCAGCAACACAUCUUUAGCCAGCAGCAACUGCAGCAGCGGCAAGGCUUGCUGCUGCAGCACCACCAGCUGCAGCAGCAGAUCGAUCAGCUCCAGCAGGGCGCGCUGCAGCAACAGCAGCAUUUUCUGCAGCAGCAGCAGAUGCAGCAGAAAGUGGAGCAGCAGCAGCAUAUGGGGCAGCAGCAGCAGAUAAGGCAGCAGCUGCCGCAGCAGGAGCUGCAGAUUUCGCCCGAGGAGUAUUGGAGAGAGCAGCAGCGGCUGCGACCCGGUGUCAGCACAGCAGCAGCAGCAGCUGCUGCUGCUGCUGUUGCUGCUGCUAACGAAUGUGAGGCAGCAGUUGCUGCGGAUAUUGCCGCAAGGGACCAGCAGGAGAGGCAGGAGCGGUUGCAGCAGCAAGAACUGCAGCAGCAACUUCAGCUGCAGCAGCAGCAGCAGCAGCUGCAGCAGCUGCAGCAACAGCAGCUGCAGCAACAGCAGCUGCAGCAGCAGCAGCUGCAGCACCAACAGCUACAGCAGCAACAGCUGCAGCAUCAACAGCUGCAGCACCAACAGCUGCAGCGCCAACAGCUGCAGCACCAACAGCUGCAGCAGCAGCAGCUGCAGCACCGACAGCUACAGCAGCAACAGAUGCAGCAGCAGCAGCAGAUGCAGCAGCAGCAACAGAUACAGCAGCAGCAACAGAUGCAGCAGCAGCAACAGAUACAGCAGCAGCAACAGAUACAGCACCAGCAACAGAUACAGCAGCAGCAACAGAUACAGCAGCAGCAACAGAUGCAGCAGCAGCAACAGAUACAGCAGCAGCAGCAGAUGCAGCAGCAGCAGCAGAUACAGCAGCAGCAACAGAUGCAGCAGCAGCAACAGAUGCAGCAGCACUGGCAGCAUCUGCAGCAGCAGCCGCAGCUGCAGCAACAGAUGCCGAUGCACCCACAGCAGCAACAGCUGCUGCAACAGCAACAGCAGAUGCCGUUGCCUUUUGAGCAGCAGCAGCACCUGCAGCAUCAGAUGCCGGCGCACCAGCUGCAGCAUCCGCUGCAGCAGCAAAUGCAGCAGCAGCACGUGCAAUAUCAGCAGCAGCAGCAGCAGCUGCAAGCGCAGCAACAGCAAACAUUUCAGUCACUGCAGCAGCCCAUGCAGCAGCAGCCGCAAGGACUGCAGCACCAGCAAAUGCCGCAGCAGCUGCUGGUGCCGCAGCAGGGCUGCCAGCAGCAGCAACACCUGCAGCAGGAGCACGAACUACAGCAGCAACAGCAGCAGCCGCUAGAGCAGCAGCAAGAGCAGCAGCAGCAGCAGCCGCAGCAGCAGCAGCAGCAGCAUUGCCCUCCGGGUCCCUCUCCGGUGGUGGAGAAGCCAGAGCAGGAGCAGCAGCUCAUGCAGGAGCAGCAGCAGCAGCAGAUGCAGCAGCAGCUCAGUCAGCAGCAGGAAGAUCUCAAAGAGAAGGCGUCAGUGGCGUUGGCAGCAACUGCUGCUGCUGCUGAUGCUGCUGCUGCUGCUGCUGCUGCUGCUGCUGCACGCGAGGAACCCGCAGAUCUGCUCGCUGCUGCUGCUGCUGCUGCUGCUGCUGCUGCAGCUGCUGCACCUCAAUCGGCAGCACAGCAAACACCUGCUGGUAAAUCUGUAUAA
This is a messenger RNA of Eimeria necatrix, 2217 nucleotides long. RefSeq lists its product as hypothetical. The transcript has 2 exons. Bases 1 to 2217 code for a protein of 738 amino acids. The record is from RefSeq and is a predicted model, not a curated record. NCBI's taxonomy places the organism in Eukaryota, Apicomplexa, Conoidasida, Eucoccidiorida, Eimeriidae.